This is a messenger RNA of Oncorhynchus masou masou (cherry salmon), 8364 nucleotides long. Its product is annotated as protein bicaudal D homolog 2-like. The record is from RefSeq and is a predicted model, not a curated record. NCBI's taxonomy places the organism in Eukaryota, Metazoa, Chordata, Actinopteri, Salmoniformes, Salmonidae. Gene Ontology annotation, molecular function: dynein complex binding; cytoskeletal adaptor activity. The coding region runs from base 309 to 2879 and encodes 856 amino acids. The transcript is spliced from 10 exons.
CGGGGAGAGGCGAAGGGCAAAGGAACAGCAAUCAUGGAGCAGUUGUAGGGGAUAAUGGACAAGCCUCUCCUUCCGGAAGAAAGCAAAGAAACCAAAGCUACUUGACCGAAAACGUAAUUCCCAAAGCGGCAACGAGAAACACAAGAGUAUCAAUCAUGCAGUUCAAAUACAGAAUAAUCGAAUAAUCUAUUCCAACGAAAGGGUUCUCCGUGAUCCUUCAAGGUUGGAACCGCUUCAAGCAGUCCCGUCCCCACAUUGUACGUCGCUGGCGCAUCGGCCGCGGUUGAUCGAUCACCAUCGUCCAUAGUAUGUCCGUGGAGGACCAGCGCUAUUCCGACGCGAUGCGGGUGCUCGAGGCCGGACCGGAGUGGCUACGAGCCGAGAUCGAGCGCCUUUCCCGGGAGCUGAGUGAGACUACCCAUGAGAAGAUCCAGGCGGCAGAGUACGGGCUGGCGGUGCUGGAGGAGAAGCAGCAGCUGAAACAGCAGUAUGACGACCUGGAGAUCGAAUACGAGACCGUGCGCCAGGAACUGGACAUGCUCAAAGAGGCGUUUGGACAAGUCCACUCAAACCAUAAGAAGGUGGCUGCCGACGGGGAGAGCAGGGAGGAGUCUCUGAUCCAGGAGGCGGUGUGUAAGGAGGCCUAUUACGAGCAGCGGGUCCUGGAGCUGCAGACGGAGCUCCGCCAGGCCCGUAAUGUCCUCACCAACACCCAGUCAGAGAACGAACGCCUGGCCUCCAUCACCCAGGAGAUGAGAGAGAACAUCCAGGUGGUGGAGCUGCAGCGCACCCGCUUGCGUGAUGACAUCAAAGAGUAUAAGUUCCGGGAGGCACGUCUGCUGCAGGACUACACAGAGCUGGAGGAGGAGAACAUCUCCUUUCAGAAACAGGUUUCCGGGCUCAAACAGACCCAGGUGGAGUUUGAGGGUCUGAAGCACGAGAUUCGUCGUCUGGAGGAAGACACCCAGUUCCUGAACAGCCAAUUGGAGGACGCAAUCCGCCUGAAGGAGAUCGCCGAGCGACAGCUAGGGGAAGCCCUGGAGACCAUCAAGACUGAGUGCGAGCAGAAGGCCGCCCUAAGGAAAGAGCUCUCCCACUACAUGAGCAUAGGCGACUCUAUGUACCACAGCCCCCUCAGCAUCUCUCUGGAUGGGCUCAAGUUCAGCGAUGACGCAGCCACGGAACCCAACAACGACGAGGCUCUCCAUGGUUACGAGAAUGGCUUCAGCAAGCUUGCCAACGCCAUCACUGAGGACAACCGUGCGUCCACGCCCAAGAAGGGUGACCUGUUUCGCCCCGUUCCCAGCCUGGUAGACGACCUGCUGAGUGAACUCAACAUCUCUGAGAUCCAGAAACUCAAACAGCAGCUGCUGCAGAUGGAGCGUGAGAAGGUGUCUCUGGUGUCCACGCUGCAGGACUCCCAGAAGCAGUUGGAGCAGGCCCACGGGGCCCUGGAGGAGCACCAGGACAAGGUCAGCCGUCUCACCGAGAACCUCAACGCCAUCCGGAGGCUACAGGCCAGCAAGGAGCGCCAGUCAGCCCUGGACAAUGAGAAGGAGCGCGACAGCAACGAGGACGGGGACUACUAUGAGGUGGACAUCAACGGACCCGAGAUCCUGGAGUGCAAGUACAAGGUUGCGGUGUCGGAGGCAGGUGAGCUAAAGGAGGAGCUGAAAACCCUGAAGGCAGAGUACCACUCCUGUCAGUCACACUAUGAGGAGGAGCGAGGCCGUCUGGAGACUCAUGUCACAGCCCUUGGAGAGAAGCUGGCCUCUCUGGAGAAGACCAGCCACGUGGAGAGAGAGGAGAAGGUCAGGCUGGAGAAGGCGCUGCGCAAGGUGAGUGACGUGGCGGGCGAGUCCCAGGGCAGCCUGAGCGUAGCGCAGGACGAGCUGGUCACCUUCAGCGAGGAGCUGGCCACACUCUACAACCACGUGUGCAUGUGCAACAACCAGACUCCCAACCGCGUCAUGCUCGACUUCUAUAAGCAGGGCAAGGGCGGGCGCACCAGCCCCGAGGGUCGCGGCCGCCGCUCCCCCAUACUGCUCACUAAGGGCCUGUUCCCCGUCCCCGAAGCUGCCGACAGCACCCUGUCCCCUGUCUCCUCUCCCCCCUCGCCCCGGGAACCAAUGAACGUGUACAACCUGGUGGCCAUCAUCCGGGACCAGAUCAAGCACCUCCAGCUGGCGGUGGACCGCACCACAGAGCUGUCCCGCCAGAGGAUGGCCUCUCUGGAGCUAGGCACAGUGGCUGAUAAGGACAAGGAGGCCUGCAUGGGGGAAAUCCUCAAACUCAAGUCCCUCCUCAGCACCAAGAGGGAGCAGAUCGCCACCCUGAGGACUGUGCUCAAAGCCAACAAACAGACUGCUGAGGUGGCGCUGGCCAACCUGAAGAGUAAGUAUGAGAAUGAGAAGGCCAUGGUGACGGAAACCAUGAUGAAGCUGAGGAACGAACUCAAGGCCCUGAAGGAGGACGCCGCCACCUUCUCCUCACUCAGGGCCAUGUUUGCCACACGCUGUGAUGAGUAUGUGACUCAGCUGGAUGAGAUGCAGAGACAGCUGUCUGCGGCGGAGGAUGAGAAGAAGACCCUGAACUCCCUGCUCCGUAUGGCCAUCCAGCAGAAGCUGGCCCUGACCCAGCGCCUGGAGGACCUGGAGUUUGACACCGAGCAGACCCGCCGCGGAGGCAAACCAAAAGCCAAAACCACUAACGGCAGAACCACUAACGGGCUGACCAACGCCGCCAACAACCCACGCAUAAGUCACGGCCUCACCUGUGCCGGGAUCGGCCGCCCCAACGAGCUCAACGCCAUGCCCAACUGCAUCCGUGGAGGCCCUGUGGUCUUCUGCAGCGAGAAGUACAAGAUCUACUGCGACUGAAGCGGCUGCGUUGUCAGCACGGGACUGCUGUGUACAGAGGGGAGGAGCCCGAGGCUCUCCCCUGCAUUAAUGUUAAAGAGCCCCACUAUGCUCGCUUAGCUCCCUGCCUGCCCAGCCUGUAGCCUCAUAGGGCCUGGUGUGUGUCUAACCUACAGUACAUAAGUAUGCCCAUGGCCACGUAUGGCCACUCACAUCUGCUAGUGUAAACGUUUAGGGGAAUGCAGAUGUGCAUGUACAGUACAGUGUGCACUAGAAGUUUGGGACUGUUGUAGACAUAAUGUAUGGCAUGUGGAUAGGGUCUCAACCGGCUGCCGGUAGGCUUCUGUGGAUAUUAUGGGGUGCUGCACUUAUGAUGAUGUUAAAGGUGGCAGCAUUUGUGCUUAGUGUGUUCUGAACCCCCCGAGUGUGUUGCCUGGUAACUGUCAUGCACUUAGGGGGUGGGGACUUGGGAAGAGGGUGUCACUUUAAGGGGUCAUUUGACUGAAGCUGACAUCCUCUCCUUGUGUUGCUCGUCUGUUGGCGUUGGUGCUCCUUCGAUAAAGCCUCCCAUCCUCCUCUCUCCUGGCCCCCCAGGACUGAGCCAGCCCAGCAACCCGCUGACCAAUCAGGUCACUCUUUAAUGUUUACAUAAACAAAUGAAACAAAACAAUAUGCAAACUCCCCGUGCUGUUGCUUAGGGGAGUCCAGUGUGAUUUGCUGGGUUUUUUAACUGAAUUUCAAAACUCUCAAAGCGGGUUGGCUGAUGAUUAGUGAUGUCGGAGGUGGGUGGUAAAGGAGCACCUAAGACCGCAGGUGUUUAAUUUCAGGAUUCAUUCAGAUCAAUCGCAUGGCAUUGCAGCUGAGAAUGCUACUGAGCUUUUAUCUGUUUUUCUAUGUAAAAAGGUGUGUGGCACAGCACAAGCUAUGUACUACAGGGCUCUACAUUUUAACCAGAGCAGUUAUUUAACGUCUGCUGAAAGAAAUGGAGGGCUAUUCCAUGUGACCCAGUAUAUGUCAUAUUGGUGUUCUUUCAGAGCCAUAUUACUAGAGAACGAAAGCAAGACGAAACGAUCUCUACACCUAAAUUAAGUGCACUUCAGAAUAGGUGCCUCAGGUUCUAACUUCUAUUAGAAAAGGAUAAAAUAACUGUGAACAGAUACAAUAUAGUUUUGAUUGAUGGUGAGGUUUGUAACAUCAGUAAAGAUCCUAAAAAGCACAAAAAUCAAUGGCACCCAGAUCCGGAUCAUAAUUCUGCAAACAAAACCGACAACCUUCAGCAAAGUGCCUGUUGACCCAAGCACUUGAUAUCAACUAUAUCUAUCUAUCGAUGUAAAGCCCCGUCUUUGUGUCUAUCACCCUAAUGCUCAUCUCUCCCUCUAUCUCUUUUCCCUCUCUUUUUGGAGGCCCUUUUGAGCUCUCAAAUGAGCUAUGUGUGGUUAUGUGGCUGAAAACCCUGUCCUCCUCCUCAUGACCUGUGUCUCGUCACUUGGUUGUCAUGACUACCCCUCUCUCUCUUUUAGAUGGUCAGCAGCUUGCUCGCCCUGAAACGCCACUCCCCCUUUAAGUAGAGAGGGGGAUUUGUGGGGGGGAAAAACUCUGAAUAUCGUCAGGUAACGUCCUCACGCGUAUGCGUGUUCUGAACCCUGCGUGUGUCUGUGUGUAUGAGUGUGUGUCUGUUUGUGUGUGUGUGUGUGUGAGUGAGAGUGAUCUCAGCUCCGGCACUGUGUGUGUAUGUUGUUUUCUGAAAAUAUUAUAAAUGGAGGGUCGUUCAUUUCUGAGAUGCUGUUUGUAUGCAAGAGGACAAACCAAUAUACUGUCUUGAUUAUCCAAAAAAAGCUUUAAACCUUGCAAGCUUGUGCCAGGCAGAUAAAAGAAAUGUGGGGCUUGUGUUAGAUAAAUCAAUGUUUUACAUAACCACACAUUGUUAGCUUUAUGAUGCUAAAAGCAGGGUUGAUGCCAGGAAAUCCUUGAAGAUUCGUCAAAUUAUGCUUUUUCUACCAGUAACAUAUAAAAAACUAUAUAUUCUUAAUGAUAUGAUUGUAAUCAGGUUAGAAUCUUCUAGGAUCCUCCUAGGCCCCCUCUCUCUGGAAUAGAGAGGGAGAGCUGUCGUUCCUCAGAACGAGGGACAAUCCCAACCCUGCUUGAGUUGAGUAUGUGCUGAGGCCUUUAGACACACAACACAGUAUGGAGACUGUGUUCACAUCAUUCAAACACCUCCACUGAGUGAAAAUCACUCUUCGGUUAUUGUUCCACUUAAGUGACAGCGAUAGAUUCACUCUUUGUUUAUAUCAGUUUGCGCUGAGUGUAGAGACUAGGAGAGAACAGAUGACUAAUAAUAGUGUUUAAACGAUACUGAUCAUGAAGUUGAUACUGUGUUGGGAGACAUGGGUUCCAAGGUUAUUUGAGGUGCUCUAAACCCUUGGUGAUUAAAACAAAUGAUACGUUUUUGUUUAACUACUUUGUAUCUAACUGUGGAAUCUUACUAGUGGACAUUGAUUCAAAUGAGUUGACCCUCUAUCCCCCUUUCCUUGUUUCGGCUCUAAGGAUUCACUGAGCAAUAGAUAGAUUUAAUAAUCCAGGAUGUGAUUGUGGCUAGAGUCAUCAAUAGAAUGCCACCAGAAUAAACUCCUCCUACCUCUGUCUGCAGGCUCUGCCCACAUCAAUGUUGAGUUCACUCACACGCUCUUAAUUUGAUUUUUGAUUGGUUGAGAGCCUGCAUGCAACAAAUAAAAAACAUGCCCGUUCUCAUUAACCUGCAUGCCAUUUGGGAAAAGCCCUCCCAUGACUGACCUGGUUCUGUGGUAUGGUUUACACUCUGGGGGGGGGGGGGGGGUGGUCUGUGUUUUGGAGGUGUCAAAGGUCAUAGUACUUGUGAGGUCAUCGGCUUCUCGCACUUGCUGGUCUUCCUCAGGCAAUAGUGCUUUUACAUCAGCUCCUCUAGAACAUAUUGACAUGAUGUUGAUAUGUCAGUCUGCUUCAGAACAACUAACCCAGUUUGCACCUACCUGUAGUUAGUAGCAACUAUAACUAACUGGGGCUUCGGCAUUCAUCUUUUUACUCUUUCUUAUUUCGUGUUUUUGAUUGGACUGGCAUCAUUACUGACCAAGUUAACGUCUAAAUUGACAAAUAAUGCACAUUUUUCUGAUUUCUAUGUUUCUUCAUUUUGUAUUAAUUUAAUUCUGCCCGGAUGAGGAUCCUCAAACUCAGGAUCCUCUAACACUGCCGACAUCACAUUCAGUGUUCCUGAAAACAGCUAGCCCUAGAGGCCAAAAUUGUAAAACCCGACCAAACAAAAUCUGUUAUAUGAAAUAUUCCUCCAAGUUGCCUAUGUUGUUAACUCACUAUAUAGCAUGAUCUAUAUGUCCUCUAUGGCCUAUAUAACCUAUAUGACCUCUAACCUCUAUGUCCUAUGUGUGGGAAUGAAAAGGUAUUUCACAUUUCCCAGUGCUGCUGCCGGAAGACGAUGCUCACAAGUACAGUGAACUCUGCCCUCCUAGUAAAAUGAUGAUCAGAGUUUGUGAUUAUUUGAGUUAUCCCUCCCAUGAGAAGCCAGGGGAUUCGGGGUCUUUCCUCAAUGUAAAUCAACAAACCCUUUUGUCUGGUUUGAUCUUUUUAUUUUUUUAUAUAUAUAUUUGUUCUUUAACCUGUGCACUUUUAUUAUAGUAUUAUAACUUUAUAUUGUUAACCUAGGAAAGGUUUAGUGCUAUGGUUUGUGAGUUAUUUAGUCACGUAUACACAUAUAUGAAUAGGAAUAUAUUUCCUCCUAUAUGUUGUCUCUUUGUAUCAUCCAUAGAGCCCAUUUACUCUCCUAAAGCCACACCGCAAACCACAGUCCUACUGUUAAGAUUCUGAGAAUUUGUCCAACUGAAUAAGCAUCCUUUUAUUGUUAUGUCUCAUAUUAUUAUUAUGCUGUUGGUUUGAUUUUAUGUUUGUUCUGCUGCCAUGUUCUAAACAAAAUCCAGGGUGAGCUAAUUCUGGGGUUUUCAUGUAUUUAUUAUUCCUAGGAAUAGUUCAAAGAUAACGCAGAGAAACUUGACGACACUCUGAUUCCAAAAAUGGUAAGAAGUUCUUGGGGGAAGAAACGGAGUGACAAAAUAAUUUUGGUUUUUCCAGCUUCUUACCAGGGUGUCACACUGAUAAGGGAUCACUGGCGCACAGAAUUCUCUGCAAGUGCAACGAUUAAAUUCCAAAUUGGAAUUGUUUCAUUCUCUCUUUGUUUAUCGUGCCAAAUCUUGGUACAUCAUUUAGGUUUGAAAAGAAUGAAGAAUCUGAAAGAAAGACAAGCCGUACAUCAGUGGGAAAGGUAUAGUUUGGGGCUGUGGCUUUCUGUCCUAGAGCUGCCCAGGAUUUGUGUUGGGGUCUGUUUUGUUCUUCGUUCUGACCAGUCGUGCCUUUCAUUGUUUCAAGGGAGAAUCGUAGACUAGUGUUUUUUGUUAGUUUUUUUAGGUGAGGAGGUUCGGGUUUAAACCGACUUUGUGAGCAGCAAUAAAUGCAAAGAUGAGCCCUUUUUGCAGGGGUGAGAUGAUGAUAGUUUUCAAAUUAGCUCAAUUCAAUUGAUAUUGUGUUGAAUUCUGCAGGUCAGUGAUCCUAACAGAAAAUUCAGGGGUAUUGAGAAUUUUUUUUUUUUUUAUCAAACUGGGAACCAAAAUAAAUCCCUUUGGCCUCCUAUUGAACAAAAUGUUACAAACACCACUACUGUGUUCUGGGUAGAUCAGUGUUCUAUUGAAACAUCUAGGUGAUCUCGAACUUCGUUUGGUUAAGGUAAUGUGCUAUCAAUAGUAUUGUUGGCAAAUGUGCAGGGAGCGCAUUUUGUCGUUUGUUUGUCCAUUUUGAGUUUUUAAAUCUUAUUUUUUAUUCUCGAAUCUUUUUUUACAUCUUAUUAAAGCGUUGUGAUUUCAGGAAACAGAAAACAGAUUUUGCAUCAACAAGCUUGAAUUGUGCCAUUAUUGCCAAUGCUUGUUUGUUGAGGCGUAAAAAGUUAUCAAUACGGUUGGGAAGCAAAAACAAAAGAAGAAAAUAAAGUGCAAUUUCAAUGCUGUUUUACAAGGAAAAUAAACGUUUUCUGUUUGCUGGAAGCAAUAGCACUGUGAUAAUACACUAGCUGUGUAAACUUUAUAUUGUCAUAUUGUGUUUCAGUAUUGAUCCAUAUUGAGUUUGAUACCUUUAUAUGAAAUAACGACUUCAUCUGUAUGUUGGUAUGUAUUUGAAUUGUUAUGCAGUACGGUAUUCUUCUCAAUAAUGUGCAUUAUGAUUAGUGGCAUAUUCAUUACAAUUUAAUGUCAUAUGCAUGUUCAUCAGUCAUGGGAACCUUUACACAGAAUCGAAAACAAACCUAUAACUUUGAAGAUUUUGAAAAAGUGAAAAAAUGAAAUGAUGAAAUAACUGAGUUUAGUCUAAUGUAAUACUGCUGAACUAAUCCUAUGAAGUUUUGUUUUCCUAUAGAGAAGUGGUAUGUCUGUGUAAAGGUAGUCAUACUGGAUAAAGACAAUAAAUGUGACUAAAAAGA